Messenger RNA from Trichechus manatus latirostris (Florida manatee), 7361 nucleotides. RefSeq names its product kinesin family member 26B (gene KIF26B). The record is from RefSeq and is a predicted model, not a curated record. Gene Ontology annotation, biological process: microtubule-based movement. The transcript has 16 exons. Bases 415 to 6753 code for a protein of 2112 amino acids. NCBI's taxonomy places the organism in Eukaryota, Metazoa, Chordata, Mammalia, Sirenia, Trichechidae. Gene Ontology annotation, molecular function: ATP binding; microtubule binding; microtubule motor activity.
AGUUACAAACCUCGGUUAAAGAGACAAGUUCCCACACCCGGCUGGCUCGCCCACCUUUCCUGCAGCUGCCGUGCGUGGUGAUUUUAUCCGUAUUUUCAAUCGUGAAGGAAAAGGGACUUACUUGGCUGAGGAAAAUGCUAAUUAUCUGGAUGUGACCGUGGCGAGAGAACGUAUGACUGGAGGAAGCAGAAGAUGAGGAAAACCAUUAUUUGAAGAGGAGAAUAAACGACCCCAGCCUUCUCUGAAAAUUGGUGCUAUUCUGGGGUCAAUUUGUUUUCUUCCCUCCAAAUUUAGAAACCUUGAUUUGAGGGCACAGAGACAUCCCCCUACCCCUGGGGAACCUUUCGGGCUUUGAAGACCCUUUGGAUGUAGCUUUGGUGGAACAUUUAGGCACUCUCCUCUGGACAAAUCACCAUGAAUUCUGUAGCUGCGAAUAAAGAGAGGCUUGCAAUCUCCACCAGGGGCAAGAAAUACGGGGUGAAUGAAGUCGGCUCGCCCACCAAGCCCGCGGCGCCCUUCUCCCCUGAGAGCUGGUACAGGAAAGCGUACGACGAGUCGCGCGCCGGCAGCCGGCCCACCCCCGAGGGCGCGGGCUCGGCGCUCGGCUCGUCCGGGACCCCGUCCCCUGGCUCAGGCACCUCGUCUCCGAGCUCCUUCACGGGCUCCCCAGGCCCCGCCUCCCCAGGCAUCGGCACCAGCUCGCCGGGGUCCCUGGGCGGCUCGCCAGGCUUCGGCACGGGCUCCCCCGGCUCCGGCAGCGGCGGCGGCUCCUCCCCCGGCUCGGACCGCGGCGUCUGGUGUGAGAACUGCAACGCCCGCCUGGUGGAGCUGAAGAGGCAGGCUCUGAAGCUGCUCCUCCCGGGGCCCUUCCCGGGCAAGGACCCUGCUUUCUCGGCUGUGAUUCACGACAAACUCCAGGUCCCCAACACCAUCCGGAAGGCAUGGAAUGACCGGGACAACCGCUGUGACAUUUGUGCUACGCACCUGAACCAGUUGAAGCAGGAGGCCAUCCAGAUGGUGCUGACCUUGGAGCAGGCAGCAGGCAGUGAGCACUACGAUGCCUCCCCUGGUUCGCCCCCACCCCUCUCCAACAUCCCCACUCUGGUGGGGGCCCGGCACGUGGGGGGUCUCCAGCAGCCCAGGGAUUGGGCCUUUGUGCCCGCCCCCUGUGCAACCUCCAACUACACAGGCUUCAUCACCAACAAGCAUAGCAGCAAACCCAACAGCCUUGGGGUCACCAAUGGGGCAGAGAAGAAGAGUGGGUCCCCAACCCACCAGGCCAAGAUCAGCCUCCAGAUGGCCACCAGUCCCAGCAAUGGGAACAUCCUCAACUCAGUGGCCAUUCAGGCUCACCAGUACCUAGAUGGCACCUGGUCGCUGUCAAGAACCAAUGGGGUUACCCUGUACCCCUACCAGAUCUCCCAGCUGAUGACAGAGACUGGCCGAGAGGGACUCACCGAAGCAGCGCUGAACCGCUACAAUGCAGACAAGCCUGCGGCCUGCAGCGUCCCAGCCUCACAGGGCUCUUGUGUGGCCAGCGAGCCUUCCACAGGCACCUCAGUGGCCGCUUCCUUCUUCGCAAGAGCUGCCCAGAAGUUAAAUCUGUCUUCUAAAAAGAAGAAACAUCGGCCUUCUACUUCUUCUGUGGCUGAGCUGCCUCUCUUUGCCACCAGCUUCAGUGGGAUUCUGCAGACCUCCCCUCCCCCCGCCCCACCCUGUCUGCUGAGAGCCGUCAACAAGGUGAAGGACACCCCCGGCCUGGGCAAGGUGAAAGUCAUGCUUCGCAUCUGUUCCACACUGGCUCGUGAUACCUCAGAAUCCAGCUCCUUCUUAAAGGUGGACCCGCGGAAGAAGCAAAUCACCUUGUAUGACCCCCUGACUUGUGGGGGUCAAAAUGCCUUCCAAAAGAGAGGCAACCAGGUCCCUCCUAAGAUGUUCGCUUUUGAUGCAGUUUUUCCACAAGAUGCUUCUCAGGCUGAAGUGUGUGCUGGAACUGUGGCAGAGGUGAUCCAGUCUGUGGUCAACGGGGCAGACGGCUGCGUGUUCUGUUUCGGCCAUGCCAAGCUGGGAAAGUCUUACACCAUGAUUGGAAAGGACGAUUCCAUGCAGAACCUUGGCAUCAUCCCCUGUGCUAUCUCUUGGCUCUUCAAGCUGAUAAAUGAACGUAAAGAAAAGACUGGAGCCCGUUUCUCAGUCCGCAUCUCAGCCGUGGAAGUGUCGGGGAAAGAGGAGAACCUCCGGGACCUACUGUCUGAGGUGGCCACGGGCAGUCUGCAGGAUGGCCAGUCUCCAGGGGUGUACCUCUGUGAGGACCCCAUCUGUGGCAUGCAGCUGCAGAACCAGAGCGAGCUGCGGGCCCCCACUGCAGAGAAGGCUGCCUUUUUCCUGGAUGCCGCGAUCGCCUCCCGCCGGAGCAACCAGCAGGACUGUGACGAGGACGACCACCGCAACUCCCACAUGCUCUUCACCCUGCACAUCUACCAGUACCGGAUGGAGAAGAGUGGGAAGGGGGGAAUGUCUGGAGGCCGCAGCCGUCUGCACCUCAUUGAUCUUGGCAGCUGUGUGAAAGCUCUUAGCAAGAAUCGGGAAGGGGGCUCAGGGCUGUGCCUCUCACUGUCUGCUCUGGGCAACGUCAUCCUGGCGCUCGUCAACGGCAGCAAACACAUCCCAUACAAGGACAGCAAGCUCACCAUGUUGCUGCGGGAAUCCCUGGGGAACAUGAACUGCCGCACAACCAUGAUCGCUCAUAUCUCGGCAGCGGCGGGGAACUACGCAGAAACCCUGUCCACCAUCCAGAUCGCAUCGAGAGUCUUGAGGAUGAAGAAGAAGAAGACGAAGUACACGUCGAGCUCCUCUGGGGGAGAAAGCUCCUGUGAAGAAGGCAGAAUGCGCCGGCCCACCCAGCUGAGACCAUUCCACACCAGGAAUGCAGUGGACCCUGACUUCCCAAUCUCUCACUUGUCCAGUGACCCCGACUACUCCUCCAGCAGCGAGCAGUCCUGUGACACGGUCAUCUACAUUGGGCCUAACGGCACCGCCCUCUCCGACAAGGAGCUCACCGACAAUGAGGGGCCCCCUGACUUUGUCCCCAUUGUGCCGGCCCUGCAGAAGACCAGGAGUGACAGCCGGCCCACAGAGGCAGGAGAGGCCACUGCCAGCAAGUCAGAAAGGGAUUGCCUGAAGUGCAACACAUUUGCCGAGCUGCAAGAGAGGCUGGAUUGCAUCGACGGCAGCGAAGAGCCCAGUAAGUUUCCUUUCGAAGAGCUGCCUGUCCAGUUUGGGGCAGAGCAAGUGAACAAAUGCCCCUCGCUAAGCCAGGCAGCUGGGGCCAACUUACUCUCUGAGUCUGAUAAGGAAGAGAAUGAGUCAGAUGACCAGCUGACCGAGAGGGAAGGCGCUGACUCCCCAGCCUCCAGGAUGCAGCGGAAUCACUCGCCCGUCCCAGCUGCGGCGCUCACCAGCAGCCCCAGCCCUGCUUCUCCCAGGAGCAUCCCGGGCAGCAGCAGCCAGCAUGGCUCCUCCCAGCUGGUGCACAGCCCCAGCCUCCAGAGCAGCCGUGAAAGCCUGAACUCCUGUGGCUUCGUGGAAGGCAAGCCCAGGCCAAUGGGCUCCCCCCGGCUGGGCAUCGCCAGCCUGUCCAAGACUGCGGAGUACAAGCCCCCCAGCUCUCCCUCCCAGAGAUGCAAAGUCUACACCCAGAAGGGGGUCCUGCCCUCUCCUGCUCCCCUGCCUCCCUCGAGCAAGGAUUCCGGCAUGGUGUCAAGUGAGUCCUUGCUGCAGCCUGAGGUCCGAACCCCACCAGUUGGAAUGAGCCCCCAGAUUUUGAAGAAAUCCAUGUCUGCUGGGAGUGAAGGGUUCCCCGAAGCCCCUUUUGAUGACGACCAUCCAGCAGCAAUUUCUUCUGAGUCCAAGAAGGAGAUCCUGAGCACCACGACGGUGACGGUUCAGCAGCCCCUGGAGCUGAAUGGUGAGGAUGAGCUGGUGUUUACGCUAGUGGAGGAGCUGACCAUCAGCGGGGUUCUGGACAGUGGCCGCCCCACGAGCAUCAUCAGCUUCAACAGCGACUGCUCCGUGCAGGCCUUGGCAUCGGGCUCCCGGCCUGUCAGCAUCAUCAGCAGCAUCAGUGAGGACCUGGAGUGCUACUCGAACAUGGCUUCUGUCUCCGAGGUCAGCAUCACGCAGUUUCUGCCCCUCCCAAAGCUGGCGCUGGACGAGAAGACCCGGGACUCUGGGAGCCGGCGCUCCUCCAUCAGCUCCUGGCUGAGCGAGAUGAGCACGGGCAGUGAUGGCGAGCAGUCAUGCCACAGCUUCAUAGCCCAGACAUGCUUCGGGCACGGGGAAGCCAUGGCAGAGCCUCCAACCUCGGAGUUUGUCAACAGCAUCCAGAACACCGCCGUGGUGUGCAGAGAGAAGCCCAAGGCGGGCCCUGACAAUGUGCUCAUCUUGUCUGAAAUGGGGGAAGAUGCUUUCAAUAAAGCCGCUCCCAUCAAAGCCUGUAAGAUAUCGACCCUGGGCAAAGCCAUGGUCACGAUCUCCAAUACGGCCAACCUAGGCCGCUGUGAAGGUUACAUCCCCAUGAAGACCAACAUCACCGUCUACCCCUGCAUUGCCAUGGGCCCCCUGAAUGUCCAGGAGACUGAGGUAUCUGCUGUCUCUGUCACCACAGCCCCCAAAGCAGCUGAGAACCAGGACACCAGUGCAAGGAAGGAGAUGAAAUUUGAAGACCCCUGGCUAAAGCGAGAAGAGGAGGUGAAAAAAGAGACUGCUUAUCCUAACGAAGGGAUUACGUAUGAGACCAGGUGCGGCCCCACAAAGCCCGAGGCCGGGCCUGAGCAGGAGCAGGAGAGGAAGCCCAGCGCGGGCGACAGGCUCAGCGGCAGCAGUGCGGAGGUGUCUGCCUCCCCCAUGGCCGACAACAGCCGGAGGAUCGUGGACGGCUGUGAGAUGGCCUUGCCCAAUUUGGCCGCCCAGAGCCCUGUGCAUUCCAGCAAGAACCUGAAAUCCAGCAGCCUCCCUAGGGCUUUUCAGAAAGCCAGCAGACAGGAGGAGCUGGACAGCCUCUUCUACCACUGUGCUGCCGAGACCAAUGGCGUUGGCAGCACCUUGGGUGCCCAGCCCUCAAAGGCAACUCUGGAGAGGAAGGUGGCUUCACCCAAGCAUUGCGUCUUGGCUCGGCCCAAAGGGACCCCCCCUCUGCCCCCUGUCCGAAAGUCCAGCUUGGACCAGAAGAACCGGGCCAGCCCCCAGCACGGCGCCUGCAGCAGCAGUACCAGCAGCCCCUUGAACCAACCAGCGACUUUCUUGGCCAGCUUCCCGGAUGAGCCCAGCAGCAAAAUGAAGGACGCUAGUAGCAGCAGCAAGCUCUUCAGUGCCAAACUGGAGCAGCUGGCCAGCCGGACCAACUCUCUGGGCAGGACCACAGUCAGCCACUAUGAAUGCCUCUCGCUGGAGAGGGCCGAGAGCCUGUCCUCUAUGAGCUCCCGGAUACAUGCGGGCAAGGACAGCACCAUGCCCCGCGCAGGAAGGAGCCUGGGCCGCAGCGCAGGGGCCUCGCCAACCAACUCGGGCACCACCCAGUCUGCCGGAGCCUCGCCCAAGGCCAGCCAGUCCAAGAUCUCCGCUGUGAGCAAGCUCCUCCUGGCCAGCCCCAAAGCACGGAGCCUGUCCACCUCUACCACGAAAACCCUCAGCUUCUCCACCAAAUCCCUGCCGCAGUCCGUGGGCCAGAGCUCCAACCUGCCCCCUAGCGGGAAGCACAUGUCCUGGUCCACCCAGUCCCUCAGCAGGAACCGGGGCUCUGGCUCAGGACUGGCAUCCAAGCUGCCCCUGCGAGCAGUCAACGGCCGCAUCUCCGAACUGCUGCAAGGCAGCGCGGGCCCCCGAGCGCUGCAGCUGCGCACUGGGCCGGAGGCGGAGGAGCGCGGUGGCCACACAGAGGAGAAGGCCGCGGCGCCGCUGCACGUGCUGCCCUCGCCCUACAGCAAAAUCACUCCUCCACGCAAGCCCCACCGCUGCAGCAGUGGGCACGGCAGCGAUAACAGCAGCGUGCUGAGCGGGGAGCUCCCGCCGGCCAUGGGGAAGACGGCCCUGUUCUACCACAGCGGUGGGAGCAGCGGCUACGAGAGCAUGAUGCGCGACAGCGAGGCCACAGGCAGUGCCUCCUCCACCCAGGACUCCAUGAGUGAGAACAGCAGCUCCGUCAGCGGGAGGUGCCGGAGCCUCAAAACUCCAAAGAAACGGUCCAAUUCAGGUUCUCAGAGACGGAGACUCAUCCCAGCAUUGUCCCUCGACACGUCCUCACCUGUGAGAAAGCCCGCCAACAGCUCAGGGGUCCGCUGGGUGGACGGCCCCCUGCGGAGCACCCAGAGGGGCCUGGGAGAACCUUUUGAGAUUAAAGUCUAUGAAAUUGAUGACGUGGAGCGGCUGCAGCGGCGACGAGGGGGCAACAGCAAGGAGGUCAUGUGCUUCAACGCAAAACUGAAAAUCCUGGAGCAUCGCCAGCAGAGGAUCGCCGAAGUCCGGGCCAAGUAUGAGUGGCUGAUGAAGGAGCUGGAGAUGACCAAGCAGUAUCUGAUGCUGGACCCCAACAAAUGGCUGAGUGAAUUUGACUUGGAGCAGGUUUUGGAGCUGGAUUCCCUGGAGUACCUGGAAGCGCUCGAGGGCGUGACGGAGCGCCUGGAGAACCGUGUCAACUUCUGCAAGGCCCACCUCAUGAUGAUCACCUGCUUUGACAUCACUUCCAGGCGCCGAUAAGGAGAGUUGGACCCCUGCCCCACCAGCCCCCCUCACGCCCCAGGACCUCAAAGAGACAGUCACAGUCACCCAGGCCCUCUGUGUUGGAAGCACUCAAAGACACUAGAAUGAGGAUGAAGGUUGGUGGCAAGUCUGGAGUGAGCGUUGAGUGGAAGGCGAUUUUUCUUUUGUUUUCUGUAGGAAUGGUGCAAACACCAAACACACAUGGAAGGAGAAAAUGAUGGGAAGCCCAAGGGAUGUGGAAGCCCCAUGAGACUGAAAAAGCACUUUGAGGAACUUUAAAGAACUUGCUUGUACAUAAGAACUGUUAGCAAAAGACACCUCACCCUUCUCUUGCUUUAUGAGAAAGGGGGAGGGUGGGCGUAGGAUUGCCAUUGGAAGCUAAAACAAAACAACAAAAGAUUAUCCAGAAUGACUGAUUAAGUGCCUUGCAAAUCUGUAUUAUUAUCCAAACAUUUAUGUUGAUACUUUCUUGUGUACAGAUGGUGCUAGUCAAGAUUAAAACAACAACGACGAAACAAAAAAAAAUCAAACACAUUUUUUUGCAAUGUAUUUGCAGCUCGUUUUCUCUUGGUGUUUUAUCCUGUUUCUGACUUGCUGUUUCUAAG